Molecule: messenger RNA, 1702 nt
Organism: Marchantia polymorpha subsp. ruderalis
Lineage: Eukaryota; Viridiplantae; Streptophyta; Marchantiopsida; Marchantiales; Marchantiaceae
Source: the annotation of a GenBank genome assembly
UCCAACACGAACAUAGUAGUUGGAAAUUUAUGCACAUCUAUCGAAACUCAACCGAGUUGUACUCGACGUUUUUCCUGUUUUGCUGGUUCUUGUGGCUUUCACCCCUACCGCGGUCGCCCUAUGUGGAGUAGGGGCGCAUGGAAACCUGGCCUGGCUUGUGGAAAUCACUGAAUGGGAUUUCGAUCCUACCAGUUGUUGCGUAGCGUGCAUCGAUGGCAUCAGAGAACAUGGUGGACGGAUGGCGUGGAUUGCAAGCUGGUUCUAGGAAUGCGUUUUUGUAUUCUGAGAGAGGGGUGGCAGGUGAAUUUCUGAAAGUGGCAUUGAAUCGGUGAAUUUGGACUCGAGAAUCAGUGUGGGCGCUCUGAGUGAGGAAAUUGAAUAAAUUUCUCCAGAAGAGCGCAAGGAGGGAUCAGCCCAGCAGGAUGAAUUGUGAGGUCUUUUAUUUGAAAGAGCUUGAGGUCGAACACUAUCAAAUUCGGGAGGUCUUGAGAUGUGUUCUGCAUACAAUCAUGUUCAACAGAGCUUUGGGACUUGUUCGACCGAAAGACAUUGAUUCCGAGCUUUUCGAAAUCACAUAUGUUCAGUGCGGGGAUGCAGCCAUCGAGAAGAAGAUUGAAGAAAAGAUCGACAAUUUUGUCAGUUGGGUAGAGAAACACCCGAACAAGAAAAGUCAGGUCUGUCUUUCAUUUUACGAGACAAGGAACAAACAGAUGGCUUGGUUCAGCUCCAAGACUGAACGACUGUAUUGGGAGCAAUGGUGUAUUUAUUUGAAUGUACAAACAGCUCAGUCGAAUCCCAAACCUCAUUAUGGUGAUACCACAGACGUGUCGACUGAAGAAAGAGAUAAGCGACACGCAGCUCUAGAAGCAGCUCUUAGGGAAGUGAUUCUUCAGAUUUUGCGCUAUGUGAAUGAGAAGAAAGAUCACAUACCACCUGUCAUGAGAGGGGCUGAUGUCGUCUCUUUUCCCUACGAAAUUAACAUACCAAGUUCAUCAGAUUCAUCCUUUGGUAUGGACAUGUUCAAGCGAAUGCUGCAGACCACACCCCCGGCAAUGUUGAGUUGAUGUAAAGCUUUGCGAACUCUCCCUUUUUAAAUUGUUCGUUGUAAAAUAAGGUGUACUGUUUGCCAGAUUUAUCUUCCUGGUUUAUCGUUUUCCAUAGAGGGCGCUCCUCCGUGGGCUUACAAAUAGAGUAGCACUGCUCAGCUUUGGGUGUCUUAUUGUGCUACGAAAGUGCAUAUGUCGCGGUGGAAUCGCUUACAGAAGGGGUAGAUGAAGAAUAUGAAGAAGAGAUAGUGUCCGUGGAUAGCACCGUCUCACCUUGGUUAAAGGUUGAUAGUGUAAUACCUUAGCCUCAGAUUUAAUCAUCUGCAAUUCUUACGGCAGAUAUAAUACUCCUCCAUUGGAGUUCUAGACGACUCUAGAUGCAAGCACAAGUGGUUAUGGCUCUCUUCCUUCUAUCAGUUAGAACAAGUCCUUAUUUGCUGUCCAUGAUAUCAAUUACAAGGACGUAGUUAGUUUAGCGUCAACCAGUUGAGAUAUCAACGUGAUGACUACUACCAUCCAUGGCAGCGCAUAAAGACUCUAAUUAUUUGACAGAUAACGUUGUACAUAAAUGACUUAAGCAUUUAUCGCAAAUACUUUGUUUUCAUCUUCCUUCCAAAAUCAAUAUCAUGUAGCGCCUACAGUUCCCCCUUUCAAGG